Molecule: messenger RNA, 774 nt
Organism: Rotaria sordida
Lineage: Eukaryota; Metazoa; Rotifera; Eurotatoria; Philodinida; Philodinidae
Source: the annotation of a GenBank genome assembly
GUGAGAGAGAGAAGGAGAAAGGAGAACGAAUCUGUAUGUCUGGAAAGAGAGAGAAAAGGGGCGAAUACAUAUGCUAAAUUUAUAUAUGAUUCUUUUUAUUUAAGUAUAAAACAUGGAAGACGACAAAUUUUUAAAUAAUUUGUUUACGUUAUUUGGCACCGUAUUCAAUGUAAGCAUAUUUUUUGAUCGCGAUAAAAAAAAAUUUUUUUUUAGAAGAAUGAAUUUAAGAAGGUACAUAAUAAAGUACUCGAUCGGUAUAUCAAGUCGUCUGAUAAACUUGGUGCUAGAGCUACAACUGAUGAUGAAGAUUUAAAUAAAAAAACAAAUAUAUACAAAAUGCAACUUAAAUUAAUUUGCGUGUUGUUUGAAUAUUUAAACAAUUCAAGUGGAUGUGAAAAGGUGUCACUUGAUACUAUCAAAAUAGUUGAUAAUGAAGGUGAUCCAGUUGUUAUUAAAGGAGGUGAUGCAGAAAAUGAUAAAAAAGUAUAUUUAUGUCCAACUUGUUAUAAUGAUAUGACAGCUCAAGUUCAAGCACAAAAACAAAAACUUGAAAUUGAACAAAAAGAACCACUUUAUUUUUGGGUGGAUGAUGUUUCUAUUCAAUUAAAUCCUCCAAUAUCUUAUCCAUUUUUAAUUACACGUUUUGAUGGAACAUGUUAUUAUGGUGUUGCAUUAACUUUUUUUAAACAAUUCAAUAAUGAUGAUGGAACUUGUUCAAAAUCUUCAUCUGCAACAGCAAUUAUUUCUUUAAAUCGUCUAAUUGAAAAAUUAUAA